This is a messenger RNA of Toxoplasma gondii ME49, 3493 nucleotides long. RefSeq lists its product as hypothetical. The coding region runs from base 501 to 3257 and encodes 918 amino acids. NCBI's taxonomy places the organism in Eukaryota, Apicomplexa, Conoidasida, Eucoccidiorida, Sarcocystidae. The transcript has 9 exons. The record is from RefSeq and is a predicted model, not a curated record.
UUGUUUUCUGUUCCCUGUUCCUCUCGACUACGCAGAAGCCUGUGGUGUGCCUUCUCCUCUCCCUCGUCUCUUCCGCGAGCGGUUCUGCUAAUCCGCCUGUCGCUGUUCGAGCCUCAUUCUCUUCUAGGUUCUCUGUUCCUCCUUCUCCUCCAAGCGUCUUUCUCGUCCUCUUUCUCUUCUCCUCUUUGUCUCUUGCAAACGCGUUUUUCACUUUCUCUGCCUCAGUGCCGCCGCUGCUUGAGCCUGCUUGUUCGCAACCUCUUGAGAGGAACAACGACGGACAACGAGGUCGAGAGAGAGAGAGAGCGAAGAUCCUGUUUCAGUGCCAAUACGUUGCUGACAGUGCAAUGGUUCUGUUUUGCGUUACCUCAUUUUUCCAUUUUUUAUGAAUUUUGAGAAUUUUUUCGGAGUAAAAGCGAAACGACAAGGCGAGAAAAGAAGUACUCGAGAAAAACUAUGCGCUUCUCUUCCGUGGAGGUUUCCUUUGCGGCUAUUCUCAAAUGCCAGCAUGGAGAGUUGCUUGUGCAGGCAGGCGAGGGCGCCAACAGGAGACACAAGGGGACGAAAGAGCAGAGACAGAAGAUCGACAGCGGCGUGAGAGGAUGUUCGAAGACCGAGGUAAAAAAAAACGCGCAAAGACGGUUUCCUGGGAGAAGUGCUCUCGCCAACUUCUCUCACUCGAACAACAGAUGACAGAAUCAGAGAGCUUUUUCGAGCAGAGGCGGUGUGACGACAAGCAGGAUUAUCAGGAAGAAGGCAGUGAUGCCGUCUCUGAGGUGUACAUACACCCUUCCUCGCAUCUUCGUCAGCUUCCGUCUCGUGUAGCGUCGCCUCUUUCGCUGUGUCCUUCGUCUACAUCCCGGUCUUCUUCACCCUCUUCUUUGACUUCAACGCCCUCUGCAUUUCCCGAAUCUUCUUCUCUCUUUUCUUCCAAUCGCUCUGCCCAUUCUGCUGCGCCUCUCUCUUCAUCGUCGAGGCCUUUGUCACCAUCCUCACACUGGCGUUCGCCCACCAACUGUUAUCCUCAUCCGUCUGUCUCGUCUGUUUCCUCUCUCUCGUCUCCUCCUCCUUUCUCUUCUCCGUCUGUCUCUGCGGUUCAUUCUCCCUCGUCUCUUCUGUCUCGCACCCUUGCUCUGUUGCUUCUCCUCUUUUCCGCGUCGCCUCUUCCUCCCUCAGCCUGUCUGGCGUCUUCUCCUUUACAUGUAUGGCAAGCCUUUUCAGCCUCCAUCUCUCCACGUUGUGGAGUAGGUCCAGCUGUCUCCUUGUCUUCCUUCCCCGCCUUUUCUUCUCUGCGAAGAAGGUGCCGGCGAGUCUCCUCAGGCAGCUGCGCGUCGCCUGUCGAGUCUCCAUCGGAGACACACGCCCCAGUGAAUUUCGUUUCUCCGUUUCACAAGUCCUUCUCCCCUCCACAGCCUUUCCGGUGGUGGCUGGCAACGCCCGGACGACGCAAAAGUCUUCUCUUCUGUUCGUUUCUCUUCUCUCCCCAUACCUUGGUCUCUCCAUGCUCUCCUCUUCUUUCUCUCUCUUCCUCUUCUAUCUUCUCUCCUUUCUCUCCUUUCUCUCCUUUCUCUCUGCUUUCGUUCCCGACUCCCCCUCCUCAGUUCUCGUCCGUUUCCCCCUCCACCUCUUCGCCUCUGCCUGCGUCUCUCCAGAGAAGCCAGACUCACACAGAGGAGACCGCGCAUGCAAAGAGACCGAGAGGGCAGAGAAACUUUGGCUUCACCCGCAUUCGAUGUCUCGGCAAGGCCUUCGCUCGAGCUGUGCAUACACCGGGGACAUCCCCGCUGCACUCUCUGGCGAGGAAGAGCGAAGCCGAGCAGCAACAGAGCGGCGGAUUGCAAGCGACGUUCUUCAACUCUCUCUUCUCCUUCGGGACUCGAGCGGGUGAAGGCAGAGAAGCGCAGAAAGCGAGGGAGGCGUCUGAAGAAGAAUCCGAAGAAUCGGCAGCGGAGCCGGAGAACGCACCAACAGCGGAGCGGGCGGCAGAGGGAGGGCAGGCAGAGGAGGAGCUUCCGGGGAGGCGGCUGACGCGAGGCAAAGGCCGACAGCAAACGAAACAGAAAUCGAGAGAGGAAUCUCAAGAGAAGGCGAGGGAUGGAUCUGAAUCGAAGUCUGGAAAGAACUUUGGGGAAACGUCUAGAGAAAAAGCGAGGCGAAACUAUGCAGAGAAGUCCGAAGGCAAACCUGACAAGAUGUCCAGAGACAAAGCUGAAAAAACGUCUGAAAAGACAUCGGCAGAGAAGGCGGCAGAGAAAGAGUGUGGAUCUCGAGGAGAGCAGAAAGGUGCAGGGACGAAUGUCGAGACGACUGAGGAGAAGAGCGAGAAAACAGAGAAUCGCUUGCAAGGAGACACCAGUGAAUCAACGGAGCCUGGAGAGCGCAAAAGAAGGAAACCGUGGAACUACGGACGGCCAUGGACGGAGGAGAUUCGACUGAAGAUAGCAGCGCGGACGCGCCUGGCGAUGCAGCGCCUCAAGAGCGAGAGAGCGGCGACGAAGACGGAUGACGGAGAGGCGAUCAGUCGAACGCCAUCUGCAGCUAAACGGGCGCCUCUCUCUUCUGCAGCGAGACUGAAACUCUCUGAGCGCCUCCGUGCUCGGUGGCGGGACCCUGAGGCUCGACUCAAGCUUCUUCAACUCGGCAGAGAGCGAACCCAGUCCGAAGCGACGCGCGCCGCGAUCGCUGAGAGCGUUCGGCGGAAAUGGCGAGAAGACCCAGGAUAUGCAGAGCGAGUGCGCGAAGGUCAUGCAAAGGUGAAUGCUGCCGGAGAGAAACGAAAAAAAAUCUCGGAGACUCUUAAGCGUCUGUGGAGAGAUGAAGCGUUUCGUCACCGCAUGCGAACAACGCGCCGCCCGUACACAGAGGAACGUCGUCGUGCUCUGAGUGCGAAAAUCACGGCGAUGUGGGCAGAGCGAACCGACUACCGCAGUCGGACAGUGGACGCAAUUCGCUCGCGCUUUGAUCGCCUCAAAGUAGAGAGUUUUACGCGGAGACUGGGAGCUGGAAAAAUCCCCACACAACGCGUUUUCUCGCACUUUGCUGCAAACACUCCUGCUGGAGGACCUCAUGCACCCGACCUGUUUAGUAUUUUAGGUGUGAAGCAAGCAAAGCUCUUCCCGCUGCAGCCGCCGCACUCGCAGCGUCAAGAGUUUUGGCAACGCAUGUACCAGAAACUGCUGAGCGCAGAGCAGGACGAAUCCGCUGGAAGUCCGACAGACGAGAAUCGAGGAAGCCAAGAGCCAAGAAAGGAAGAGUAAAAUCCUUCUCGCCGCGCGGUGCAUGCAGAGGGGAAGAUUCAAACAAUCACAGGGCCGCGGGCCAGUAGAAGGUGCGACACACCGGCCACCAGAAGAGACGCGAAUGCAGGCCAGCGACCCAGACGGCGACCAACACUGAAGCUUUCUCCAUCCCAAAAAAAAAGCAAACCAGCUCUAGACAAAGCGUCUUUCAAAAGCUGUGUCGCGCUCUCGAACUAGCUCGCUCUCUCCUCGUG